Lactuca virosa is the source of this 795-nucleotide messenger RNA. The record is from the annotation of a GenBank genome assembly. NCBI's taxonomy places the organism in Eukaryota, Viridiplantae, Streptophyta, Magnoliopsida, Asterales, Asteraceae.
AUGAGGAAAAACAGGAAACAGAGCAUUGUGAAAGAUGGGUACGAACCCUCCAUGAGGAAAAACAGGAAACAGAGCAUUGUGAAAGAUGGGUACGAACCCUCUGCAGACGAAGACGAAGAUAGUUAUGAGAAAUCGGACACUGAAAGAGCGGUUCCGGUGGAGAUUUUUCGUCGGAGAAACAGGGGAAAACGCCGAUUGAAGAAAAAUGGUUGUAACUCACAGGAUCCGUUGGUUGUAUGUGGUGGCGAUAUCAUGUUGAUGAUAUUGAGCUUUCUCGACGCACACAGUGUGGCUUCAUCACUUGUUGUUUCUCGUAGAUGGCGCAGAGUUGCUUCCAGUGAUACCGUUUGGUCUGAAAAGAUUAAAGAGCUAUGGGCUGAUAAAGCUCAUCUACCUCGUUUUGCUCUAGUUGAGGGGUUGUCAAAGUUGUCUGCUUACACCUUAUCCAUUCAUGAUGGCAAACGGGGUGCCCCAGAAUACUGGCGUGAUUUGGAUCCAUACUGGAGAGGAACAGGGCAACCAAUGCAUCGCUACUUCCAUGAAGAUGGAAGCCAAACUGCUGAUGUUGAUGAUCAGGUAUGGGGAGGCCAUGAAUGUUGUUACUCCAUUGUUACGAGCUUCUUAGCAGAUGGGAGAAUUCGGGAACAUUAUGUAAGAAUCAACAGUUGGGCACAAUUGUCUAUUUCAAGGAGGCUUGAUUGGGGUUGGGAAAUGUCAAAUCGUUUAUGUUUCUACUCGAGUGUUCCCGAUGCUUAUAAGCCAGGUGGCACCGGUCCCUAUCUUCCUGUUCAUUAA